AUGGAGAACACAGGUACAUCUCCUUUGGAAGUAGCUAAUCCAUCGAAUAAGACGUCUUUAGAAACUCCAGAUUUGAGUUUAGAAGUAUUAAAUAAAACCCAACAGUUGAUUGAUUUGGGAAGCCCUAGUAGAAGCCCUAGCCCUAGUGAAAGCCCGAAAGAACGCCCUAGUUUAUUUAGAAACCAAAGUGAACGCCAGAGCGCGAAAAUAAAACACAGCUUAGAGAGAAGUUUAAGUUUAGACAAUAAAAAGGUUACACGUAGCAAGGUUACGGACGAUUUUGAACAUAUUGAGUUAACGUUCGGGAGAAAACCGCGUGUAAAGAAAAUGGUUACCAUAAAAUUAGAGGAAGCAUUUAAGCUUAUACCUAUGUGUACGGGAGAAGACGAUAUCUAUCCGUUCAUGAAUGCAUGUGAUAUGGCAGUAAAUUUAGUUGAAGAAAAAUGCGCACCGACUUUAGUUAAAUAUAUAACAACUAGGUUAUCCGGUAGAGCAUUAGAAAUGAUAAAAUAUAAAAAUGUUGCUAAAUGGGUAUACAUUAAGAGUUAUUUAUCGGAUGCUUUUGAAGAUACGACAACUGCUUCAAGUUUGCAGAUACAAUUAAAUUCCAUUAAGAUGCGUCAUGGUGAAGACGUCAAUGAUUAUUGUCAUAGAGUAGAAAAAUUGUAUUAUAAAUUAUGUAAUGCGUGUACACUUAAUAAAGAAGAAUCAGAAGCAAAAGUAAUUCACGAAACUUUAAAAGAACAAACACUGAAUAUUUUUAUAAAAGGAUUAAUAAGUCCUAUAAGAACAAUUGUAAAGGCACGAAAUCCUAAAACAUUAGAGGUAGCUAAGCAAUUGGCAAAAGCAAAAGAAGUAGAAUAUAAUUCAGAAAGAGAAAAUAACGGAUACAGGAACGAUUUUAAUAAAGGCAAUUAUAAUGCUUCACGACAAAACAAUAAUAACUGCCAACGUGUGAAUAAUACAAAUACGAAUAGUCGUAAUAGGAAUUUCCAACCGAACAACUUUAGUAAACCAAGUUAUCAAUGA
This is a messenger RNA of Aphis gossypii (cotton aphid), 1029 nucleotides long. RefSeq lists its product as uncharacterized. Bases 1 to 1029 code for a protein of 342 amino acids. The record is from RefSeq and is a predicted model, not a curated record. Lineage: Eukaryota; Metazoa; Arthropoda; Insecta; Hemiptera; Aphididae. The transcript has a single exon.